Molecule: messenger RNA, 582 nt
Organism: Lycium barbarum (goji berry)
Lineage: Eukaryota; Viridiplantae; Streptophyta; Magnoliopsida; Solanales; Solanaceae
Exons: 2
Coding region: 1-582 (193 amino acids)
Source: RefSeq, a predicted model, not a curated record
AUGGCUGACACCUCCAAGUUGCAUCCUGCGACUACUGUCACCAAUAUCAAAUCAUGCAUCCCUAUUGUGCUUGACUAUGAAGGAAGCCAAUACAAUAAAUGGGCUACCCUCUUCAAGCUCCGUUGUCGUGCAAACUUGGUCAUUAACCACAUCCUACCUCCUGCCUCCCCCACCGUGCCACCACCGGCAACUGCAGCCAAAAUAAUUGCUGCUAAGGACAACAAAUCGGCUAGGGCUCUUGCUCUUGAUGCAAAAUUCACCAACACAAAAUUGGUGGAUUUUCCGAAUGUGAAAGCAUACUGUACCAGGCUGAAAGUUCUUGCAGACAAUCUCGCCAACGUCGGUCACAAAGUUUCCAACGAACGACUUGUGCUUCGUCUUCUGCGAGGAUUGUCGGAGGAAUAUAAGACAUUUCGCACGACGGUGCAGCACCGUACUCCUCUCCCAUCUUUUGAUGUUUUCCGGUCGAUGCUUGAGCUUGAGGAGGAUAGCCAUGCCGAGGACGUCAUUCACGACUUCGACUCGAAUGCUGCUCUUGUUUCCCACAAUGUUACUCCUCAGAAUUUCUCAGGAAAUGGAUAG